AGGCGGCGCGCUCCUGCGUGCGUAAAACCCGAGAUCCAAAGCGACUGAUUGUUUUUAGCGUUUAAUUUUAUUGAACUCGGGUUGACGCAGACUAAAUCAUGCCUUUCGCGAAGCUGAGUAAAAUCCUCCGGAUUGACACCAAAAAGAAAGUGAAGCAGUACGAGCACGUCCAUCGGGACGUCAACCCAAAUGACAUCUGGGAGAUAGUUGGAGAGCUCGGCGACGGUGCGUUUGGGAAGGUCUACAAGGCCAGCAACAAAGAGACUGGUGUUUUGGCUGCAGCCAAAGUGAUCGAGACAAAAUGUGAAGAGGAGCUGGAGGACUACAUAGUGGAAAUCGACAUCCUGGCUAAAUGCAACCAUCCCUACAUCGUCAAGCUGCUCGACGCGUUUUAUUACGAACACAAACUCUGGAUCAUGAUUGAGUUCUGCGCUGGAGGUGCUAUGGAUGCCAACAUGCUAGAGUUGGAUCGAGGGCUGACAGAGCAACAGAUUAGAGUGGUUUGCCGGCAGAUGCUGGAGGCUCUGGUUUACCUCCACAACCAAAAGAUCAUUCACAGAGACCUGAAGGCCGGAAACAUCCUCCUCACGCUGGAUGGAGAUAUAAAACUGGCUGAUUUUGGUGUAUCUGCAAAGAAUAACAAAACCCUACAAAGAAGAGAUACUUUUAUUGGAACGCCAUACUGGAUGGCUCCAGAGGUGGUGAUGUGUGAGACGACCAAGGACGCCCCGUAUGAUUACAAGGCUGACAUCUGGUCUCUAGGAAUCACUCUGAUCGAGCUUGCACAGAUCGAACCCCCACACCAUGAGCUCAACCCCAUGAGGGUCCUUCUGAAGAUUGCGAAGUCUGAACCUCCCACCCUGGAGCAGCCACACAAAUGGUCCAAGGACUUUAACAACUUCUUGAAGAAAGCUUUGGACAGAAACACAGAGACUCGUCCAACUGCAGCACAACUCUUGGAGCAUCCUUUUGUGAGAACGGUGACAUGUAACCGUCCGUUGUUGGAGCUGGUGGCCGAGGCCAAGGCUGAAGUCAUGGAGGAAAUUGAAGACAAUAGAGAGGAAGGAGAGGACGACGACAUUAUGGAGCUCACCGGGUCUCCAGAAAAGGAGCCAUGCCAGCAAAGUCAGACCAGUUUGGAGGGAGACCAGUCCCCAGACACCUCCAACCCCGCCACACCUUGCCCACCUUCACCGAUGGCUUUCCCCAGGAGAGGGGCCCAGUUGGAUUCACCCACAGGGGAGCAGCUAAACCCAGUCAUGGGACUUCCUGUUCCUCAACCACGCCUGAUUCACUUCCAGAGAGAUUCAGAGGAGGUGGGGGGCAAGCUGACUGAUGACGGUGUCCUUGAGCUGGAGAAAUCAGAGAGUGAAGCUUCAACUAAGACUUUCAAUUCGGACUCGGGAUUCGAAGAUGGGAAGACUACCCCGACACUGGAGGAGGACAAGUUUCUUGUAGAGACACCUGAGGCUACCGAAGACUCACGACCUUUCCGUCAAAGUGAGGAGAAUGCAAAGCGUGAUGGCUUCACCGUAGAUAGUUUGUCCGAGGCUCGAAGCACCUCUGUGGGUCAUGGAGAAUCGCCGUCUCUGAACUCAAGUCGUUCGGUCACUCCUGCACCUACUCCCACUCCCUCCUUUGCUACCACACCAGUACUCGCAGCCAGUCAUGACACAAACAACGCCAAAAGCAAGGGCACUGUAGAGCGAGGAUCGAUGGGAGGAAACUUCGAGUCCAACUCGCCUCUUAUGAAUGGAAGGAGAAACGACAAGCAGCAGAUAAACAGCCUGGCGUCAGAGCUAAUGGCAAUCAACACAGAGACCAUGUCUGUGUCUGCAAGGGCAUUUUCCAGUAAGACUCUAAAGCGGACGAGGAAGUUUGUUGUUGACGGCGUGGAAGUGAGUGUGACCACCUCAAAGAUCAUUCGCGAUGAUGAGAAGAAAGAUGAGGAAAUGAGAUUCCUGAGACGGCAGGAGUUGCGUGAGCUCCGCUUGCUGCAGAAGGAAGAGCAACGCAAUCAGAGUGAUCUGCACGCCAAACUGGAAUCACAGAAAGAACAAAUGCACAAACGCUUUGAGCAGGAAUUGAACACUAAAAAGAAGCAAUAUGACACGGAACUGGAGAACAUGGAGAAGAACCAUAAGCAAACUAUUGAGAAAAUGGAGGCAGACCACAAUGUUAAACUCAAGGAAGAAACCAAGCGCAUCAAAGCAGAGCAGGAGCGAGAGUACCACAAGUUCCUGGACCAGUUGAAACUAAAGAAGAAAGAGCUGAAGCAUUCAAUUGAUAAGAUGCCCCGAAAUCAGCGGAAAGAAAGCUUGAAACAGACGAUGUCUACUUUUCAAGAAGACAAGACGAAACAGGAGGAGAAAUUUUUAGCAGCACAGCGGGAGCACCUGAACACAACACUGAAGAUGAUGAUCGCAAACAACAAGAGAGAUAUUGCAGAAAUGGAAAGGGAAUGCCUCAACAAGAAACAAGAAUUUAUCAGAGAGCGCGAGUCUGCGACAUGGAGCAUGGAGGAGAGCCAUCUUUAUGAGAAGCACCAGUUGUUGAAGCAGCAGUUGAAGGAUCAGUAUUUCCUCCAGAGGCAUUUGCUUCUGAAGAAACACGAGAAGGAGACUGAACAAAUGCAGCGCUACAAUCAACGAAUGAUCGAGAUUCUGAAAUCCAGGCAGCAGCAGGAGAAAAGCCGACUACCCAAGAUCCAGCGCGGCGAGGCCAAGACACGUAUGGCUAUGUUCAAGAAGAGCCUCCGCAUCAACUCAACAGGCAGCUCUGCAGAGGAUAGAAAGAAAACCAAAGAGUUCUCUCAGCAGGAGGAAAAGCGACAAAAGGCAGAAAGGCAGUAUCAGCAGCAAAAGCAUGAAAACCAGAUGAGAGAGAUGAUUGGUCAGUGUGAGGGCAACAUCAGGGAGCUGCAGCAGCUGCAGAAUGAAAAGUGCCACAUGCUGGUUGAGAAUGAGACCCAGAGGCUCAAACAACUGGAUGAGAAACACAACCAGGAGAUGAAGGAGUGGAAGGACAGCCUGAGGAUCCGAAAGAAGGCUAUCGAAUAUGAGCUUGACAUUAAGAAGAAAGACCAGGAGGCUUUUUUCAUGAUGAGCGAGAGUUGCGAUUGCUCGGACCCCAGCUCUAGUCAAAGACUCUCCAAGUUCGUGCCUUACUUUGACUCCUCUACCAUAUAAGCACACGUGUCGCAAGGAUGCACACAACUGGCUGCCCUCAACACACAAACGCGCACACACGUGUGUUCUACCU
Molecule: messenger RNA, 3261 nt
Organism: Nematolebias whitei (Rio pearlfish)
Lineage: Eukaryota; Metazoa; Chordata; Actinopteri; Cyprinodontiformes; Rivulidae
Gene: stk10
Product: serine/threonine kinase 10
Exons: 20
Coding region: 99-3188 (1029 amino acids)
Biological process (GO): protein phosphorylation
Molecular function (GO): ATP binding; protein serine/threonine kinase activity
Source: RefSeq, a predicted model, not a curated record